This is a messenger RNA of Dipodomys ordii (Ord's kangaroo rat), 3339 nucleotides long. It is a transcript of the gene Gpbp1l1, whose product is annotated as GC-rich promoter binding protein 1-like 1. Gene Ontology annotation, molecular function: DNA binding; RNA binding. The record is from RefSeq and is a predicted model, not a curated record. Bases 1181 to 2605 code for a protein of 474 amino acids. NCBI's taxonomy places the organism in Eukaryota, Metazoa, Chordata, Mammalia, Rodentia, Heteromyidae. Gene Ontology annotation, cellular component: nucleus. The transcript is spliced from 12 exons. Gene Ontology annotation, biological process: positive regulation of DNA-templated transcription; DNA-templated transcription.
GGAACUACCAUUCCCGGCGGGUAGCGUGCCAGGCUCCGCCGCGCAGGUCUCUGGAGCAGGUCCGGUGGCCCGCUGGGGGCUGGAGUCUCAAGGACGCGCGCACCUGAAUCCAGGAACUGGUGUGCGCUGAUUGAUAGAUUUAAAUUGCCUUUUUAAUGAUUGAAAAGUGAUGGAGAGGGAUCCAAAAUAUCAAGUGACUUCUCUACCAAAGCAGUAGAAGAUUCUUCAUAUCACCUUCUGAAAAAUCAGUUCAGGUUUUGGGAAGGAGGAGAACAAGUGAAAUACGGAAAACAAGAAGAAAACCUCAUUUACGAAUUGUCUUCCCCUACUCCCUUUUCUCUCACCAUCUUUCUACUUGUUUUAGUUUUGCUUUGAAUUUAUAAAUAGUGAAGACCAAAGAAAUAAUAUACAUAUUUAAGAGCUUUAUAUCAAGAAAUUGGACUCCAAAACUUCUGUUCUGUGGAGGGAAAAGUAUAUCAAGUUCUUAUCUGAUUUUUUUAAACAAAAUUUCUUAUGUUCUUUGACUUUAAAGAUUAACAAAUGUAGAUACAUAUCUGCACAUUUUGUAAGAAUGAUGAGAUUUGUGUUCUAAGGGCUUUGUCAUAUGGGUGUGCCACUGGAGUUGACUCUUCAAAUCUUUUCUAGUGCUUUAAUAUUCUAUUUUUGAUCUCAUUUUGACAUUAUUUACCCACAUGGGAGGCUACUUAUCUUUCUAGCUAUGACCUUAUUAUAAUAGUUUGCACUCACUGUGCAAAUGUCCAUGUAUUACCUAUUUAAGCAACAUCCUAGUGCCAUUAUUCAAGAAGUUGAAUGAGGUGAACAUAGAUAUAACUUUUUCCCCUUUCCCCUUUUUUAAAUGUAACAAAUACUGUUUAUGUUCCCCUUCCCCCUUCCCCCUCCCCCUUCCCCUUUUUUGAAACGUGUCAGGAACUAGAGUAGUUUAGGAUGAGUAAUUGAGGGGACAAAGAAAGUGAACUACACAGAGCCGGGCUUCUUUGUUCUUCGACACAAGGCGUGCUGCUGACCAGGCUACUUAAAGCACCCUUUCAACAAGAAAACCUCCUGGAAGAUCCAGCUGGCAAACUCAAGGAGUUCAGGAAACAGGACCACAGAGGUUACACUCUGGGAUCCUGGCCAUGAGGUUGGAUGCCUCACCUUGUUGAAAAGACACUGGACCUAAAUGGCGCAGCAUGACUUUGUUCCUGCUUGGCUAAAUUUCUCAACACCACAGUCAGCGAAGUCACCUACAGCCACUUUUGAAAAACACAGUGAACAUCUGUCCCGAGGAGAAGGAAGAUUUGGAGUAAGCCGACGUCGACACAAUUCCUCUGAUGGGUUUUUUAACAAUGGAUCUCUACGGACUACAGGAGAUUCCUGGCACCAGCCAUCCCUAUUCCGCCACGAUUCUGUGGACUCUGGUGUCUCUAAGGGAACAUAUGCUGGAAUAACAGGGAACCUAUCUUACUGGCAUGGAUCUUCUCGAGGUCAUGAUGGCAUGAGCCAGCGUAGUGGAGGGAGCACUGGGAACCAUCGACACUGGAAUGGCAGCUUCCAUUCCCGGAAAGGCUGUGCCUUUUCAGAAAAGCCACCUACAGAAAUUAGGGAAGAAAAGAAAGAAGACAAGGUGGAAAAGUUGCAGUUUGAAGAGGAAGACUUUCCUUCUUUGAAUCCAGAAGCUGGCAAACAGAAUCGGCCAUGCAGACCUAUUGGGACCCCUUCUGGAGUGUGGGAAAACCCACCUAGUGCCAAGCAACCCUCUAAGAUGCUAGUUAUCAAAAAAGUUUCCAAAGAGGAUCCUGCUGCUGCCUUCUCUGCUGCAUUCACCUCACCUGCAUCCCAACAUGCAAAUGGGAACAAAGCAUCAACCAUGGUCCCAAGUGUCUAUAAGAACCUGGUUCCUAAACCUGUACCACCUCCUUCCAAGCCCAAUGCAUGGAAAGCUAACAGAAUGGAACAUAAAUCCGGAUCCUUUUCCUCUAGCCGGGAGUCUGCUUUUACCAAUCCAAUCUCUGUUACCAAACCAGUGGUAUUGCCUGGUGGCACAGUUCUAAGCUCUCCUAAAGAGAGUCCCUCCAGCACUACCCCACCAAUGGAGAUGAGUACCACUCGUCUGACCAGGUUGACCCGUCGAACCACCGACAGGAAGAGUGAGUUCCUGAAGACUCUGAAGGAUGACCGGAAUGGAGACUUCUCAGAGAACAGAGACUGUGACAAGCUGGAGGAUUUGGAGGAUAAUAGCACAUCUGAACCAAAGGAAAUUGGAGAGGGAAGCUGUCUUCAGAAUGGUCUUUCUCUCCCCAUUUCAGAAGAAAGAGAGGUCCUCUCCCACUCCCUGGAAGCAGAACAUAGAUUAUUGAAAGCUAUGGGGUGGCAGGAAUAUCCUGAAAAUGAUGAGAGUUGUCUUCCUCUCACAGAGGAUGAGCUCAAAGAAUUCCACAUGAAGACCGAGCAGCUGAGAAGAAAUGGCUUUGGAAAGAAUGGCUACUGGCAGGGCCGCAGUUCCAGCCUGUUCUCUCCUUGGAGAAAUGCUUGUAAACCAGAGUUUGAGGACUCAGACACAGAGACAAGUAGCAGUGAAACAUCGGAUGAUGAGGCCUGGAAGUAGGCGCACGCACUGGCAGUUGGUCUGACCUCGCAAACUGGCCGUGUGCUUCGGGAAUGGGUGCACACAAGAGAUGGUUCUUUUCCUUUUCUUACAUUGUUGAAUAUGUUGUGCACAAGGGAAAUAAUCAUAUCCCAAAGAGAGAGCAGUUGGCUUGCUUAGCUUUUGUUCUUGUUCCCUGUUAUCUGCUUAAUAGAAAAGUUUGUGUGGUGGGAAAGAUUUGUAAAUGACACAUACAGAGUCUAUGCGGGGCGACGCACAAGUGGGAGCUGGCAGUGCAGGCACCGAGGGGAGGAGACACGGGUCUGCAGCAGCAGCUUCUACUACCAGCCCUCAGGGCACUCACCUGUGCUCAAGCAAUCAUUGUCAAUGACAAAGUGACUAUGGAAGUUUAUAAUUGUAUUAAAUUAAUGCUAAUAAUUUGGAUAUUUUAUUUUAUUUUUGGCUGCUCGGGUAACAUUAGCCCCUUAACCAAGCAUUUGUGGUUAUUUGUUUUUGUUUUCUUUUUCCUUUUUGGGUACAGCUGUAAAAUAUUUGGAUUUAGGAAAUGUUGUGUUAUUCUUGCAGCCUUGAUAUUCAGGGUGGAUUGUAAAAUAUAAAUUUUUGUGAGAUUUCAAAGAUUAAGAUUAUUUUGAUAACAUUAUUUACAGAUUUAAAAGGUGGUUAUCACACGUCUUGAGGGGGGAAAACUACUGCAUAAAAUAACUAACUUGGAAUAAAUAUUUUGCAUCAGUUUG